This is a messenger RNA of Durio zibethinus, 3006 nucleotides long. RefSeq names its product phytyl ester synthase 2, chloroplastic-like. Gene Ontology annotation, cellular component: membrane. The record is from RefSeq and is a predicted model, not a curated record. Lineage: Eukaryota; Viridiplantae; Streptophyta; Magnoliopsida; Malvales; Malvaceae.
ACAAACCCUUCCACCAAGACAUACUUGCGGAAAUCUCGACAACCAAAACAAUCGCAUAAAUCGCACCACUGUCUUGUCAGAUUCUAUCAAGUCACGACACACAAAAAGUUAAAAAAAAAAAAGUAGAAACCCCUCAUUAUAACGUUUUAAAUUUUGGUUAAUCCUUACAUUAUUAAGUACAUUAAUCACUAUUUAAUCUUUUCACCAAAACUAUCUGUUCUUAACAUAUUCUGUCAUUUCCGCGGUUACUUCAAUCGGAGUCAGAGAGCCAAAAGGAAAAGUAGGAUAAAAAUUCGGGGCCAUGGCCGCAUCUAGAGCUUCUUUGUUCCUCGCCGGUUCAUCGGUGACGUCAGCAUCCGGAACUUCUAGGAGGAACCGGUGUGUAAGCUUAUCUCGACGGAUGGCGGUGUCGACGGAGCAGGUAACGUCGGUGGUGGCGAUGGCGACAACGAGUUUAAUAGAGAACGGAACGUUGUCGGAGAGGAAAAAGGGAAGGAAGGAAGAGAGUGAGUUAAUAUUAAAUGUAUACUCGAAUCCGGACGAGAUAACGCAGGAGACUCGAAAGACGUUGAAAGAUUAUUUCCAAGAGUGUAGAGAUUUGAUGAUCGGAUCAGACGGUGGACCGCCACGCUGGUUCUCUCCUUUGGAGUGCGGGUCCCACACUCGUGAUUCUCCUCUCUUUCUGUUUUUGCCUGGGAUUGAUGGCACCGGGCUUGGCCUUAUUACACAUCAUCAUAAACUUGGAAAGAUUUUCGAUAUGUGGUGUUUGCAUAUUCCAGUUAAGGAUAGAACUUCAUUUACAGACCUAGUGAAGCUGGUUGAAAAAACAGUAAGGUCUGAGUACCAGAGCUCACCAGACAGACCAAUUUAUCUUGUUGGGGAGUCCCUUGGAGCAUGCAUUGCCUUAGAUGUUGCCGCUCGUAACCCCGAUGUUGAUCUUGUGCUAAUUUUGGCUAAUCCAGCUACAUCAUUCAGUAGGUCACGAUUACAAUCUCUAAUACCUUUGCUGGAACUCAUGCCUGAUCAACUCGUGCCAAACCUCUCUCACGUGCUAAACUUAUUGUCAGGUGAUCCUUUGAGGAUGGCCUGGGAAAACGUGGUGAAGGGAAUUCUGCCGCUCCAAACCAUAGGAAAGCUAUCACAAGAUCUUGUUUCUAUGUCAUCUUACCUCUCUGUUCUGGCUGAUAUGUUACCUAGAGAAACACUUCUCUGGAAGUUACGAAUGCUUAAAUCUGCUUCUGCAUCUGCCAAUUCACACCUUCAUGCUGUAAAAGUUCAAUCACUGUUGCUUAGCAGUGGAAAGGAUCAGUUGUUUCCUAGUCAAGUAGAAGCCCAAAGACUACGCCACAUGUUGCCAAAAUGUGAAAUACGUGAAUUCAAAGAAAGCGGACAUUUUCUUUUAUUAGAAGACAGUGUUGAUUUGGUAACAAACAUCAAGGGUGCUAGUUUCUAUCGUCAUGGAAAAUACCUGGACUAUGUGUCAGAUUACAUGCCACCAACACCUUAUGAAUUCAAGAAAAUAUUUGAAUCAAACAGAUGGGUAAUUGCUGCCACUAGUCCUGUGAUGCUCUCAACUUUAGGUAAUGGCAAGGUGGUGAGGGGCCUGGCUGGAAUCCCCUCAGAGGGACCAGUGUUGUGUGUUGGCUAUCACAUGUUACUAGGGUUUGAACUUGCUCCAAUGGUGAUUCAGUUUUUGAUGGAGAGAAAUAUUCUUUUGCGAGGGAUAGCCCAUCCAAUGAUGUUUAAUAGAUUGAGAGAAGGCAAAAUGCUUGAUCUAGCUACAUUUGACACAUACAGAAUAAUGGGUGCAGUUCCCGUGUCCGGACCAAACUUCUACAAACUUAUGUCUUCAAAAUCUCAUGUCCUACUGUAUCCUGGAGGUGUUCGUGAGGCUCUUCACAGGAAGGGUGAAGAAUACAAGUUAUUCUGGCCGGAGCAGCCUGAGUUUGUAAGGAUGGCAUCUAAAUUUGGAGCCAAAAUCGUACCCUUUGGCGUGGUAGGAGAAGAUGAUGUUGGUGAGCUAGUUUUGGAUUACAAUGACCAAAUGCAAAUACCUUACUUGAGGACAUUCAUAAAAGAACUCACAGAAGAGGUUGAGCAGUUGAGGACUGAUGCAGAUGGCGAGGUGUCAAACCAAGAUGUCCACCUUCCCGGAGUUCUUCCUAAAUUGCCAGGCCGGUUUUAUUAUUAUUUUGGGAAACCUAUCGAAACAGAAGGGAGGAAACAAGAGCUAAGAAGCAGGGAGAAAUCUCAUGAAUUCUAUUUACAAGUAAAGUCAGAGGUUGAGAGAUGCAUGGCCUAUUUGAAGGAAAAAAGAGAAAAAGACCCCUAUAGGAAUUUGUUGCCUCGGUUGUUAUACCAGGCGACAAAUGGCUCCACAGCUGAAGUUCCAACAUUUGAGCUCUGAUAUAUACAUAUCUGCACAAUCAAAGGUGGACGUUUUUUAUUUGUCUUCUUACAGAAACUUAAGAACAUUCCCGCAAUGAAUGUUGCUUGACUGCAUGUCAGAAUAACAAGGCAGAGUUUCUGCUGUAAUUUGGUUGUCACCAAAUAGAGACUUCAAUUAUUAGAAUUAGAUGGUAGCAAAAAGAAGGAACAAAAGAAAGAUUGAUGGUAGACCACAAAAUAAGGAUGCAACUGGGGGUUAAUUGGAUUGACAAUAUCGGAACAGGACAGUGGGGAUGGUUUCAAUAAGGAUAAGGGCAGGAGUAAUGCAGAUACAUUGUGUCAAACAAAAUUGAUAGACAUUCUCAGUAUGUAGCAAAUAUAUAACUGCUAUAAUUUCAUUUGGUUAGGAAGCCAUUGUUUUUGUGGGGUGGGUUAUUUUUGCAACGUGUAUUCCCUUCCCACCCAAUUGGCUGGAAUAUUUUAUGAUGUUAACAUUUGUUUAGCUGGUUCAUUCCUUUGUAUGCAACAAAGAACAUUGAUCGUGAUUGAAAGGGGAUUCUCUUAAUUUAUUAAUUUGUCAGAAGCAAAACGAGGAUUUUUAUUUGAGCCCCACCUCCC